CCAAUUAAAACUAGUCCCGAUUCCUACCUUUAUCACUGACAGAUCUGGUUUGUUUGCAGUGGAUUACAAUGUUAAGAUUCUGUGUUUUCUACGCUUUGUUCUCUUUGGUCUUGUCACAGAGAAUUAACAGGAGCUACUCGACUAUCAGCGGCCUACGCUUCCUCCAGGUACCUUCCCUCUUAUCUCAAUCUGCUGUUACCAGAAACGAUUUCCGUUUUGACAAGGUCGGAGAAUGCCCUAGAAGCGCUCUACAAAGACCAUGUAUCAAUGAAUUGUGGUUUACUUUUUGUUUCAGUGACUAUGACUGCCUUGGACAUCAGAAGUGUUGUUUGUAUGGCUGCGGACGUGAAAGACGGUGUAUGGAGGCCAUUAACGUACCUCAUGGUUGUAAAUACAAUGGAAUAAAAUACGAAGAAACAUCUGUUUUUCCCUCAAAGGAUGGAUGUAAUGAAUGCGUGUGUGAUCGGGGGCAAGUCCAGUGUACCAAGAGGAAAUGUUUGUCUUGUCUGUACAAUGGUAUUUGGUAUACACCCCAGUAUAACUUUAGAGCUGCUGAUGACUGUAACAUUUGUAGAUGUCUACCUACAGGAAAAGUUGAAUGUACGCAGGAAACCUGCAAAAGAAAGGGAAAACGUUGUGACCUUCCUCUAGAACGAGGCUCAUGCCGUGCCAGGCUGCCGAGGUGGUAUUAUAAUGUUAAGCUGGGCAAAUGUGAAAUGUUUGAAUACUCUGGGUGUGACGGGAACAGCAAUAAUUUCUUGACUCUGAAGGAUUGUGUGGAACAGUGUGAAUUUUAAAGUCAUUUCUGGCAGAUUUAAGGAUUUUAUUUACAAUAAAGAGUUGAAGGACUACUCCUACCUCUAAUUCAACAGAUGUAAAAAAAGGAAACGGAAGUCAUAAAACUUCAUCUACUGUUAUCUGACAAAAUAAACGGUUUGUUUAAAAGUC
Molecule: messenger RNA, 948 nt
Organism: Saccostrea cuccullata (small rock oyster)
Lineage: Eukaryota; Metazoa; Mollusca; Bivalvia; Ostreida; Ostreidae
Product: kielin/chordin-like protein
Exons: 9
Coding region: 69-797 (242 amino acids)
Cellular component (GO): extracellular region
Molecular function (GO): serine-type endopeptidase inhibitor activity
Source: RefSeq, a predicted model, not a curated record